AUGGCUCCCAAUACACCAAACACAGCCCGCUCAAUCCGUCGACGACCGUCUCUACUUUCCAGCUUUCGUCCUCGCACUGCUGGAGCCGAUAUUCCCGUUCCACCAUUACCCUCACGUCCGCAUACUGGUGUAUGGAUUCCUCACAAGGAUGGAAGUCAUCGUGAUUUGAUGGCCCUUUUCUCCCACGAGACAGGAGCAUAUGACUUGGGCGGUGUGCAACAGCAGCAACAACAGCCACAACCGGAGCCACAGCAACAGCAACAGCAACAGCACCAGCACCAACCCAAACAACAGAUCCAACGACAUCCUGAAUCUCUUGAACAACCGGACCUUCUUGAUCCAGAGGAUACUAACGCUUACUCACACAUAAAAACAAGACAUCGUCCCAGCAAGAGUUUCUCCAGCCUGCGUCACGGGGUCUACGAACUCAGGGCUGUUGCACGCCGCCUAUCUCUGACGGUCCGCAACAAAUCUUCAAGAUAUAACCUGUCAAGAGCCAUGGAAGGGAACGAUGAUGGCAAUGUAUCCGAUGACUAUAAAUCUGCCGAUUCAGGAGCUGCCAUGGGCUGCUGGGGUGCCAGUCGUGCAACCCAUCGUCCGUCUCUCGGUAGCCUCAAUGCGCUGGGCCGCUACUGUACACCACCAUCAUCAGUUCCCUGCGUGACAGAUGCGAUCCCGGGGAGCGGCUCGGAACCGCCAAUCCUUCCCGAUGACCUUUCACGCGGUGCCGCGGCACGAGCUGCUGCUGCUGCCCAGAAUGAGAUGAUUAAGGUUUGUCGUAUGGGUUCACGGGGGGAUUCGAAGAUAUUCGACUCGGAUACAGCCCUAAUUGAGGAGGCAGAUGUUGCUGGAGAGGACUCGGAGAGCGGCAUUGAUGUUGAUCUGCAAGAUCAUGUCGAUGUCUCAGAAGUUGAUGACUUGGAUGUUGUGCGCAAAGACCCAAUGGAUUAUCUGCCUGCCGAACUCAUGGCGCAUAUCCUUUCCUUCCUUGACGCUGACUCGCUCAGCCAAGCAGAAUUGGUCUCCCAUGCAUGGCACGACCAGGCUGUCUCUCACCAUGUCUGGAGAGAAGUUUUCCGUCGCGAGUACCGGGGCCGGCCUCAGACUGGGAAAAUGACGAAUGGACAAUCCAAAUCCAUGGGAUUGGGACGCUCUCUACCCAACCAGGAUUGGAAGAAGAUGUUUGCUGUUCGUCGGAUGUUGGAGGCUCGCUGGAAAGAGGGCAAGGCUGCUGCGAUUUACCUGCAUGGACAUAAGGAUAGUGUUUACUGUGUUCAAUUCGACGAAAACAAAAUCAUCACCGGCUCCCGCGACCGCACCAUUCGCGUCUGGGACGCACACUAUCCAUGGCCCUGCCUCAAAAUCAUCGGAGCACCCCCCGACCCUAAAUCCCCUCUUACCCUAGGUCCCCUCGUAAUCGAUCCACCCGACGACCCCAUCGCCCGAACCCCCUUCAUCAGCAUCUGCCCGCCAGCCCGCUCAUCCCCGGACCUCGUAAUUCCCACCUCCGACACCUCCGACUACCACCGCGCCUCAAUCCUCUGCCUCCAAUUCGAUGACGAAAUACUCGUCACUGGCUCCUCAGACUACACCUGCAUUGUUUGGGAUAUCAAAAACGACUAUAAAGCCCUCCGCCGUCUGGUGGGACAUCAAGCUGGCGUCCUAGACGUCUGCUUCGAUGAUAAAUAUAUCAUCUCCUGCUCGAAGGAUACUACCAUCUGCGUCUGGGAUAGGAAGACAGGUGAGCUCGUCAAGAGACUGCUUGGACACAGGGGCCCCGUCAACGCCGUCCAGCUGCGCGGGGACCUAAUCGUUUCUGCCAGCGGCGACGGCGUCGCCAAGCUCUGGAAUAUCACCUCAGGCCUCUGUAUCCGUGAAUUCCCCAGUCGGGACCGGGGCCUAGCCUGCGUCGAAUUCUCCGAAGACGCACGCACGAUCCUUGCAGGCGGCAAUGACCAGGUAAUCUACCAAUUCGACGCGAACACGGGUGAGCUGGUGAAUGAGCUGAAAGGGCAUACUGGACUGGUGCGGUCGCUGCAUAUGGAUUCUUCGAACGGGCGGAUUGUGAGCGGCAGCUACGAUAUGAGCGUUAAGGUAUUUGAUAGUAAGAGUGGGGAGAUGCGGAUUGAUUUACCCGGGUGGACGACGAGUUGGAUGCUGAGUGCGAAGUCGGACUAUAGGAGGAUUGUGGCGACCAGUCAGGAUUCUAGGACUGUUAUUAUGGAUUUCGGGUAUGGGAUUGAUGGGAUUGAGUUGCUUGAGGAGUAA
Messenger RNA from Paracoccidioides brasiliensis Pb18, 2268 nucleotides. RefSeq lists its product as uncharacterized. Bases 1 to 2268 code for a protein of 755 amino acids. Gene Ontology annotation, molecular function: protein binding. The record is from RefSeq and is a predicted model, not a curated record. The transcript is spliced from 3 exons.